Molecule: messenger RNA, 1398 nt
Organism: Chionomys nivalis (European snow vole)
Lineage: Eukaryota; Metazoa; Chordata; Mammalia; Rodentia; Cricetidae
Gene: Oc90
Product: otoconin 90
Exons: 14
Coding region: 1-1398 (465 amino acids)
Biological process (GO): phospholipid metabolic process; arachidonate secretion; lipid catabolic process
Cellular component (GO): extracellular matrix
Molecular function (GO): phospholipid binding; calcium ion binding
Source: RefSeq, a predicted model, not a curated record
AUGAUCACGCUGCUCACGGUUUGUAUGCUGCUGGUCCCCUGUGUUGGGGGCCAUGCUCUGGACACCCCAAAUCCCCAGGAAUUUCCUCCAGGACUGUCGAAAAAUAUCAAUAUCACGUUUUUCAAUGGGGUGUUUAAAAAUGUGGAAAGUGUGGCUGAAAUUUUUGACUGCCUAGGCUCGCACUUCACCUGGCUGCAGGCUGUCUUCACCAACUUUCCUCUGCUGCUCCAGUUUGUGAACAGUAUGAGGUGUGUGACUGGCCUCUGCCCCCGCGACUUCGAAGACUAUGGCUGUGCCUGCAGGUUUGAGAUGGAAGGGCUGCCUGUGGAUGAGUCUGAUAGCUGCUGCUUCCAGCAUCGUAGGUGCUAUGAGGAGGCCGUUGAGAUGGACUGUCUCCAGGACCCUGCCAAGCUCAGUGCAGACGUGGACUGCAUCAACAAACAGAUCACAUGUGAGUCUGAGGAUCCAUGUGAGCGCCUACUGUGUACCUGUGACAAGGUUGCUGUGGAGUGCUUGGCUCAGUCUGGUAUCAACUCUUCCCUGAAUUUUCUGGAUGUUUCCUUCUGCCUGGCUCAAACUCCAGAGACAACUAAUACGAAAACCCCAGUGACACUGCUAUCCAGAGGGGUUCCAGAGAAGCCCACAGACAGCAGUCAGAUAGCCCUCUCGGGAGAAGUGGCUGGUGAGAUGAGAGCCGACAGACUGACAACACUCUCCAGGACAAAGGGGGAAUCUGUCUAUGAUCUUCAAGGCGUGGAAGCUGCUAGGACCACAUCAUCUCCAGGAUCUGCAGAGAUCGUUGCUAUAGCUGAAGGUGCAACCCACGUCCCUGCUGGCAUUAAAUCAUUGAGGUUGGAAGUAUCACCUGCUGGCAAUGGUUCUCAGGAGACAACUGGAAAAGCCUGUGACAGAUUGGCCUUCCUGCAUCUGGGUGAUGGGGAUCGCAUGCAGGCCCUGCUGCAGCUUGGAGAGAUGCUCUUCUGUCUAACGUCCCGCUGCCCGGAGGAAUUUGAAUCUUACGGCUGCUACUGUGGAAGAGAAGGAAGAGGCGAGCCAAGGGAUACCCUGGACAGGUGCUGUUUGUCCCAUCACUGCUGUUUGGAGCAGGUGAGACCGCUGGGCUGCCUGCAUGGGAGUCGUUCUCGGUCGUCUGUGGUAUGUGAGGACCACACACCCAAGUGUGUGGGGCAGAGCCUCUGUGAGAAGCUACUAUGUGCCUGUGACCAGAUGGCAGCUGAGUGCAUGGCCUCUGCCUCCUUUAAUCAAAGCCUUAAGUCACCAGACCUACGAGAGUGCCGGGGCAAACCUGUAUCCUGUGAGGAUGGCAUGCUCGGGGGAACCUUGGCCUCUUCUGCAGGCUCCAAUUCUGAGGAGAAUAGUGAGGAGGCUACAGCCUAG